Alligator mississippiensis (American alligator) is the source of this 7294-nucleotide messenger RNA. It is a transcript of the gene ADORA2A, whose product is annotated as adenosine A2a receptor. Lineage: Eukaryota; Metazoa; Chordata; Crocodylia; Alligatoridae. The transcript has 3 exons. Bases 677 to 1987 code for a protein of 436 amino acids. The record is from RefSeq and is a predicted model, not a curated record. Gene Ontology annotation, biological process: G protein-coupled adenosine receptor signaling pathway; adenylate cyclase-activating G protein-coupled receptor signaling pathway. Gene Ontology annotation, cellular component: membrane. Gene Ontology annotation, molecular function: G protein-coupled adenosine receptor activity.
AGAAGAGAUCUUGGGAUCCAGUUCUUGGACAUGUACCUGCAAGAUACAGGCAGCUACAGAGGACCUGGCCUUGUUCAGAGACGAGACAAAGCGCUCCGUGCACUUGAAGAAAAUAUUGAAUGGAGAAGUUGGAUACUUGCAUCAGCUGAAGAAAGUGUUUCCCAAGUCCUAUAGCCUUCAGUGAAAGAGAAGAAAAACCCAAGAAGAUCAUGUUCCUGUUAGGUUUGUAACUACAGGAAAUAGUGAAGGAGCUCUGUUUGUCAACAGGAAACUGGUAUAAAUGACUGUGUCGUACAGUAUACUUCACACACAGAAGUGCCUGCAGGACUGUAUGGGCUGGUGAUAAAGCACUUGAUCAGAGUGAGGUUUCCCUGUGGCGACGUUGGCUGGAGUUUGAUAAAUUAUUCUUCUGCACAGGCUCAGACUCUGUAAAGUGUAUCUGACUGGCUAAAGAUGACAAACCCUUUAUUUUCCUUUUGUACCUCCCUGCAGUAGAGAUCUGAGGUAGCUAACAAGAAACAGGGGGAUGUCGUCAUCCUCCCACCAUCUGCUUAGCAAUUAAGUGCCCUUCAGAACCCAGACAGUUUUGAGGUGCCUCAAUUAUUGUUCACUGUGCUGCAGAUAUGGACUCUGAGCUUCUCUGGCACUUUCUCACAUUGGCCUGGUCAACCUCACCAUGCUAGUACAUGGGAAUAAAGACUUCCUUGCGGAUGUAGUUUACAUCAUCCUGGAACUGGUCAUUGCCGUGCUGGCCAUCUUGGGGAAUGUCCUGGUCUGCUGGGCCGUCUAUCUGAAUAGCAACCUCCAGAAUGUCACCAACUACUUUGUGGUGUCCUUAGCUGCAGCCGACAUUGCAGUGGGCGUGCUGGCCAUCCCCUUUGCCAUCACCAUCAGCACUGGCUUCUGUGCCUUCUUCUAUGGAUGCCUCUUCAUUGCCUGCUUUGUCCUGGUUUUGACUCAGAGUUCCAUCUUCAGCCUCCUGGCUAUUGCCAUUGACAGGAUCAUUGCUAUCCGGAUACCCCUCAGGUACAAUGGUUUGGUGACUGGCUCACGUGCCAAGGGUAUCAUUGCCAUCUGCUGGGUCUUGUCCUUCAUCAUUGGCCUGACACCCAUGCUGGGCUGGAACAAAUGUUCCCAGAGUGAAGGUCAGGAUACCAAUAACUCGUCUCCAAACAACUGUAGCAACAGGAUGGUGGCUUGUCUCUUUGAGACUGUGGUCACCAUGGAAUACAUGGUCUACUACAACUUUUUUGCCUGCGUGUUGUUGCCCCUCCUCAUCAUGUUUGGCAUCUAUUUGAAAAUCUUCAUGGCAGCCCGGCGGCAGCUGAAGCAGAUGGAGAACAAGAUGGUGCACGGGGAACGCUCGCGGUCCACUUUGCAGAAGGAGGUCCAUGCAGCCAAGUCUUUAGCCAUCAUUGUUGGACUUUUUGCCAUCUGCUGGCUUCCACUCCACAUUAUAAACUGCUUCACUCUUUUUUGCCCAGGGUGUACCCGUGCUCCCCUCUGGCUGAUGUACCUGGCCAUCAUCUUGUCUCAUGCCAACUCCGUAGUGAACCCGUUGAUCUAUGCCUAUCGGAUCCGGGAGUUCCGACACACCUUCCGGAAAAUUAUCAGUCAGCAUAUCCUGGGUAGGAAGGAGCAGUUUAAGACCGGUACUGCCAGCUCUCGGACUUCAACUCAUGGUGGGGAUGGGGAGAAUACCAGCAUAAGGAUCAGUGAAUAUGCCCUGAAUGUAUACACCAAUGGGGAGAUCCACAGAGACCCUGAAAAGCAGGACCUGAGCAAAUGCAAGGCAGGUUUGGAAUGGCACCAGAAUGGGAGUGCAUUGGACAUGGAAACAAAUGGGCAUAUCCCACAUUCUUGCAAAAACGGGGACCUCUCAGAGGCAUGUAAGAACAUGGAGCUGCUUAGUGAAGAGCUGAUUGAGACAUCCGUCUCUUACUCUGAUCUGGAGAGCUCAACCUUUGCAGCAGCUGAUGUUUCCUGAUGACUUGUAUAGAGUCUUCCUGGUAGAAUUAUUUUUUUUUUGCCCUGUCAGAUGCCUCUAUAUGGGAAAAAGGGAGGCUGGGAAGAAAGGGAAGUCUGUCCACGUCUUUCUGGUGAAGGGGGUCCUUGCCCAGGACUGAUGGGAAGAUCCUAAGAGCUGGGCUGGAGAAAAGUAAUGAGAGAGUUUUGAAUGGAGUAUGGAAGAAGGAAAACUGUAUCUGUCGAAGGUCCAGCUCUGAGAUGCAGAGAGAAGCAAGCUAAGGUCAAAGCUGACAUCCUGAGCUGAGCACCAGGAGACUGUUAAUUCAGGGUAUAUUGUGCUGUUCUCCUCUGUACUAUGUGUCUGUGUAUGCGUGUUGGUCUAGUUGUCUUCACCCACAGAAGUAAAGGGCUGGUUAGAAGUAUUUAUAUAGAGGGGUGGGGCUUUUAAGUCUGCAGCCUCUGUUAAAAAUGUAAAAGGCAUAACCGUGCCUGCUGGUCAGGAACAAUACCUAGGAAGUGAAGGGAUUCUCAUCCGGAGCUUUGGACACCUUAAACUACAUAACUGUUUUACUUUGUCGUUGUUGUUUUUAAAGCUUAACUGCACCACAGGUUUCCUGACUUUUCUUAUCACCACUAAAUCACAUCAUCGUAGGACCUGCUUCUUAUGUAUAAUGGUUAGCAGUUGAAGCAUGACUAUACACAGCUCCCAACGCCGCCCAUGUCCCUGGUAGACCCAGCAUGUUGAAAGAAACCAGUAACUAUAUUUCACAGACCCCCAUUUCAUUUAAAGAAGUAUGAAUAUGAAAUUAUUUUAAAUAAUUUAUAUUAACCAAAGGGCAGAAGGCAUGAUAGGGUGGCACCCUAGAGACUAAAUGGUUCAGAGAGGCAAAAGCUUUCAGAGGCAACGGCCUGCUUUGUCAGAUACUAAGGGGUGAGAGCAGAUCUGUGUUCUGCAGGUAACAGUGCGACAAGGCAGGGGUAGGGAAAGGUGCCCAGGAGGUGUUGACAGGUUUGGUGGAUGGCUGGCAGGUGCAUUGGGAGCAAUAGAAGGGGAUAGGCUGGAGCCAGGGCCAGGUUUGCGCUGUCUUAGAAUCAUUUUCUCUCCAUCUGUCUUUGUAUCUGCCCAGCUGUAUAUGCAGAAUUCAUAGUUUCAUAGUUUGUAGGGUCGGAAGGGACCUUGACAAAUCAUCAGGUCCGACCCCCUGCCAUGGCAGGAAAGAGCACUGGGGUCAAACGACCCCAGCAAGGUGUACAUGUAGCCUCCUCUUAAAGACCCCCAGGGUAGGAGCCAGCACCACUUCUCUGGGAAGUUGGUUCCAGAUCCUAGCCGCCCUGACUGUGAAGUAGCGCCUCCUGAUGUCUAGUCUGAAUCUACCCUCUGCCAGCUCGUGACCGUUAUUUCUAGUCACUCCUGGUAGUGUUCGGGGGAACAGGGACUCCCCCAAUGCCUGCUGGUCCCCUCUGACUAGUUUGUAACAGGCCACUAGAUCCCCCCUCAGCCUUCCCUUGUGGAGGCUGAACAGGUUUAGGUCCCGUAGCCUCUCCUCAUAGGGCCUGCCCUGCUGCCCCCUGAUCAUGCGGGUGGCCCUCCUCUGGACCCUCUCCAUGCUGUCCACAUCCCUCCUGAAGUGCGGCACCCAGAACUGGAUGCAGUACUCCAACUGCGGCCUGACCAGUGUCGCACAGAGGGGGAGGAUCACCUCCUUGGACCUGCUUGAGAUGCAUCUGUGGAUGCAUGACAAGGUACAGUUGGCCUUCCUGACCACGUCCCCACACUGUUGGCCCAUGUUCAUUUUGGCAUCAAUAAUGACUCCAAGAUCCUUUUCUGCCCCUGCACUGACGAGAAGGGAGUUCCCCAGCCUGUAGGUAUGCUGCUGGUUUUUCCUCCCCAGGUGCAGCACCUUGCACUUGUCAGUGUUGAAACCCAUCCUGUUCUCAUCUGCCCACCCCUGUAAUCUGUCUAGGUCCAAUUGCAGCUUAGUCCUCCCUUCUAGCAUGCCCACAUCCCCCCACAUCUUAGUGUCAUCAGGAAAUUUGAAUAGGGUGCUUUUUACCCCCUCAUCCAAGUCACCGAUGAAGAUGUUGAGCAGCGCAGGUCCGAGGACCGAGCCCCGGGGGACCCCGCUCCUCACAUCCCUCCAGGUCGAAAAUGACCCGUCCACCACAUUCUGUGUCCAUUGACCAAUUUUAUCUCCCAUUCCCUACAUCUACACAACAAACUUACUGUGCCCAGCAGCAUCAGCACCUUAAGCCUGCUGCACUGUCCCUUGGGGGCUGACUCCUCAGUGCAGCGUAUCUAUCUGUGCUUGCACAGUGCUUCAGGUGGGCUGAUCAGCACUGCUGAGCAGCAGAGUCAGGUAGCCAUGCAGACUGCUUCGGGUUACCAGGUAGCCUGAGCAGCGUGGCCCAUCUGAAGUUGUCUCUGCUAGGGACGGUAUGUUUACUAGGUAGCUGUGGCCCCAAACGCAGACACUGGUUGUUUAGCUCCACUUGACAGUAUUGGCAACCCAAAAAUAAGGGCAUUUGAGGUUUGUCUUUUUUGCUGUCCUGCUUUUGAGCCUUGUUAGGGUUCAUAUUUUCCUGGUUUGUUCUGUAUUUAGGAGGGGAAGUAUAGAUGCCCAUGUGAGCAAGUGACUUCAAGAACUGGGGCUGUAGCAGAGACAUCGCCUAUCACAAGACUCAUGUUAUUGUGACUGGCAGUGUUGUGGCCUUAUCACCAUCCUCAGUCAUGACAAUGGCCAGUCCAGAUGCAGGGACCUGGGAAGCUGAGUGCUCCUCUUCCCCUCCACUCCAGCCUUUUCAGCUGUUGGUCCAUUUUUGAGAAACAUGCCCCUGCUUAAAAUAUUUCAGUGACAAAGGUCAAAGGUCAUUGUGAAGGGGAAAGGUCAAGCACGUCUUCCUCUCCCUCUUCCCACCCCCCUAUCCUUUUUCAGUGGGGAAUGUGUAGCUGAUGAAAUACAGCUGUUCUGGAUAAGCUAAGACGUGGCUGAGAUAAAGGGCAGGGGAAGACGGAGAGUUUUUUCUUAGGGAGUCAAGAUGCAGAGCCGUGGUGUUACAGCACAGAGGCAGAGUUCUGCGGGAGUCAAGUAUCACUGAACUGGAACAUUCUGCUAAAAGCGGCCCUAACCCUCAUAGAGAGAGAGAGAGAUCUGGUGCCUUAUUCUAUUUGAGGGAAUUCUAUGAAUUUCACCAUUCCCAGGAGGCAAGUUCCAGUAUCUAUUUGCCUUGCAGGGAUUUGGACAGAGUUUUGGCUUAUGGCCAUGACUGACUUCAUUAAGAGUCAUGCUAAGGCCCGUUGUCUCUGCUGGGUGCUGUCUUGAUUGUGUGUGUGCAACGCAACACGUUACCACUUUAUUUUGCAUAGCAUCUUCCAGACCGGCUGUAUUCCUGAGUGUUUUGGAAGCUUGAAUAGGGCAGCUGAGAGUCCAGCAGUAGCUGAGAAAUAUGUCCCAGCAAGGCAGCAUGUAAAAUUUGGUAUGUGGAGGGAGAGUGGGCCUGUGGAUGGUGGCUCUGUCAGCUAGGGAAUGAGGCCUUGGGUUGCAAACAGGCUUGGAAGAAAUUGGGACUAAGCUGAGCUUUUGUUCACCUUUUGAAAGGAACUGGCUUUGAGGCCAAAGUGGCAGGGAGGUGGGAUUACCUUAAACUUCUUCCCCUGUUCCCCCAUCUCAGUUCAGCUUUGCACUGUGAUUCUGGUCAAGGUCAAAAGCUUCUGUGCCUAAAUCCUGUGUCGCUUCAUGUUCCCAGCCAACUAGAAACGGGCUGCUCUCAGAAAUGUUGCAAGAGACUUUGUCCUCAGGAAAUGUCCACCAUGCUUCCUUCCCUGAUUGGACUAUCAGGGAGGACUCUCUGAAAUGGGCUGCAUGGGCAGGGUCAUCUGAACAUGCAGCCAGCUUGUGAAGAGAUGUUGGGCACAUAUAUGUGGUGGGGGUGAAGUUUUGGGUGUGUUGUGUUGGCCUGACAGACCUCAAGGGCAGGAUAACCUGUCAUAUUAACUGUAUUCAGCCAGAUGCUUCCCUGGAGAGAGAGGACUCCUGUGGGAAGGACUGAAAUGCAAAGCCUGUCCGAUUUGCUGAGCAGGGCACCUGUCCUUGGAGGGGAGGGUGGUUCUGGAGGGUUGGGGCACAUUUGGGGUUUGGGGUAGGGGAGGAUCCUGGAGGGUUCUCAGGUGUUCCCAGGGGAAGCGUGCUGGAGGACUCAGGGGUUUGAGGAGACAAGUGUGCUGAAGUUUCUCUUUGGGAGAGACUCAGGCAGGAUUCAGGGGGUGGAGGGAUGGACACCACAAGUCUUGGGGCCCAGCAGUGUGCCACAGGAUUUGAGGGGAGGCAGAUGGGGUGUGUGCCAUGACUAUCCAGGGCUGUUCACAGCAGGGGGAGCAGCCCAUUCCCACCUGAUUGGUAUGCAGCCAAGGCAGAAGGGAUUUUUCUCAGCCUACUCCCUUCAGAUGCUCUUUAUUUCCUCCUGCCUCAAUGUAUCCCAAGGCCCCUCCUACGCCUCUGAUGAGCCUAACCAUGUUUUAGAGGAACACAUGAACGCACUGAAGUCAUGCCCUUGUAAAGUGGGUUGCGUCACCAGUGCAGAACACUAGCACAGUGUUUAGGAAGCUGCCUAAAGAUCAGCUCUUUCUUCUGUUGCCUUUCUCAUUGAAUCUGCUCUGCAUCAGACCUGGCACCUCCCUGCGGUCCUGAGAGCAGAAGAGGUCCCAGGCUGAUGUUAAUCUUCCCCAUGGUAGCAUGAAUGGUGAGUAACUGAAACAAGGUGACUACCCUUGGUGAGUCUCUAAAAUGCCAGAAUCAGGUCUGGGUCCUUUCUUUGUGGCUUUCCAGGAAGCUGGGUCAUGUCAAGCCAAAAUAGGCCAAAAUCAGGGCUGGAACCUAUUGAUCCUAAAGCGCCUUUUGCCUCCACUCCUGGUCUCCUUCCCAUUUGCUCUCAAAGCAGAUGGUCCCUUUCCUUCACUCUGCAGAGCCUCUGUCCCCAUCUCGGUUUGUCUCCUGGUAUUCCCUGGCACAAGGGAACCCAAACACACCAAUGUACAUGCUGCAGUCUAGGAGAUCCCCACCCCUUUAAUUUAAAAGUUUUGUAACUUAUAGGUGGGAUGUCUUCAUGUCCCUCUCUCUGCAUCUGGAGCAAGUGGGAGCAGCCUGAGAGGGACAUGGUGGGGAGAGGUAGAGUCUGUGUGCCUGUAAAUGUAUUGUUAAGUGCAUUGACUACAAUUUUUGAAUGUGUGAAGUUGUCAGACUGCUGGGCAGGAAGCGCCCUGGUGCUGCUGAGUGUGAUGUCUUGGUUAAGUUUUUUAUUGAGCACUAAAAUAAAAUAUAUUUAUAAAAGA